Messenger RNA from Paramecium sonneborni, 2839 nucleotides. NCBI's taxonomy places the organism in Eukaryota, Ciliophora, Oligohymenophorea, Peniculida, Parameciidae. The record is from the annotation of a GenBank genome assembly.
AUGUACUCUUGUGACAUACUACCAUUACCAGGUUAGCAACUACGUUAUGGAAAGAAUCUUCUUAAUUUAAAUCAUUUAGAUCAAUACUCCAAGUAGGAAUAUAUCAAUAUUAAAAUAAUUAUAGUUUAGAUUAAUAAAGUUCAAGCAGAAUUAGAAAACCGACUAGCAAAUUAAAGUUAAUGAGUGUAUGUUAUUUUAUAUUUAUUUUAGUUACAUAAUUUAAAGAAAGAUGAUGGUAAAAACUUUUAUCAUCAUACUUCUAUUUAUAAUCUUAAGGAAUAUAAUAAUCUUACUAAAUCUCCUGUAUUUUUGUAAGUUAUAUAAAACUUUAUUGUUUUAGUAUGAGUGAUAAUUCUAGUAAUUUAAAUGAAAUGCAAACUAAAGUGCUCUUAACAGACUUUCAGAGAAAAGUUGCUGCAUAUUUGAAGAAGAUUCCAAAACCUAAGAAUAAUUAAAAAUAUUACUCAGAUAUUAAACCACCUGGAUAUUCCAAGGAAUAUGAAACUUAAUAAACUAUUUUACAUACAUAAUAAGAAGAAAUGCUUAAUAGAUCAUUAUGUUUAAAUAAGUACAAUUAUAGACCAGAAUGUAUUUUUAUGAUUUACGUAUUUUAAGUUUCAGAUGUUGGAAUUGAAGUUAUUUUAAUGGAUAGUACUAAAUCCUUAACAAAAUAAAUCAUUCCUAAUGAUAGAAUUGAGAAUCGAUUGCUCAAAUUUAUGGAAAAGUACUUAAAUGAUUAACAUAUCGAUUAUGAUUUAAAGUAAUUUUGCUCUUUUCAUUUAUAUAACGCAGAAUGUAGACAAUGACUUAACAAUACCGUGAUAUUGUUAAAAAGAUCAAAACCAAGGCUUUUAAAAUCAAAGUUCCUGAUAAUUAUUAAGUUUAAAUGAGUGAUUUCAAUGAUUACUAUCAAGUAAAUGAAAAAAAGUAAAGAGAAUAUAUUGAAUAAUAAUUUGAUUCAUUAGCUGAUCAAAUUAUUUAAUCUAUUCAAUAAAGUUCUGAGUCUUUAUCUUCAUAAAGAGAAUCUUAAUAAGAUAUAGAUCUACCAAAACAUUAAACACCAAAUAAAUAAUUACCAGAAAUAUAAUAAAAUUAAAUUAAAGAUAAUAAUUAUGAUGAAGAUGAUGAUAAAAUUGAUGAUAUGAGAUAAUCUAAAAAAAUUGGUAAAUUAAAAGAUUCUAAAAAAUUAACUAAAAAAUAAUCUAUGAGAACAUAAACCUAAAGACCCUCUACUAUUUAAAGAUAGGAUUCCGAUGUUAUUUAACAAUUAAAUGAAUAGGCUAAUCAAAAUAUAAAUCAAUAAAGAGAUUAAAGGUAACCUACUCUAUAAUAAAUUGAACCUAUUCAUGAAGAAGAGUUAAAAUAAACUAUAUAAGAAAUUACUGAAGAAUUAAAAAAACCUCACAAAAAACAUAUGACCAAGGCUCAAAGAGAAGAAUAAAAAAAAAGAAAAAAAGAAAUACAAAGAUUACAUGAAGAUAUUGAAAGAAUUAAAAGAGAAAAAGGAGGAGAUUUUGAAUAUGAAAAAACUGAUUCAGAUAGUGAAGAUAGAUUUAGAAGAUAAAAAAUGAAAAAUUAAUUUGAUGAUAUGUUUAAACCUAAACAACUUUCAAGAAGAUAAUCAGAUAAUUAUGAUCAAGAUAAUGGAGAUGAAUUAGAUUAUGCAAGUGAAUAAGAAAUUGAAGAUAGAACAAAAAUGCAAAGAGUUGAAUAAAUUAUACAAUCAAAAAGAGAUCCUAAUUUUUCAUAUAAUCCUUAAUAAUUUUGGUAAUAAGAAGUUAAAAUCAAUAUUAAAAGACCUUAACUUCCAAAUGUUGUCUCUCAAUAGAGAUAAUAAGAAUAAUUCUUACAAUUCUAAAGAGAAAAACUUGAAUAGCAAAUGUAAAUGAUCAAUUCAAAAUAUUCACCAUAACCUAAUGAUCCUCCUUUAUAAUAACAAUAAUAAAAUAAUAGUCUUUAGUAAUAAAUACCAAAUAGCUAAUAACAAUAGUUCAUUAAAAAUGAUUAAUAAUAGAUUUAAUCCUAAAAUAAAAACUCCCCAUAAUAAUAGCACAUACCUACUCCCUUCUAGGAUGAAAGAAUUAAACAUAAUAGUCAUUAUAGUAUUUAAAAAUCCUUCAAGACUCCACAAUCCAAUCACUCUCAAUAAAAUAAUUAGGAUUCAUUGUAAGGUAUACAAGAUCAUUCUUUCAACACUGAUAACAAAUUAAACUCUCAAGCAUAACUUGCAUAAUAAAAUCAAGAGAUUCCGAUAAAUGGUGAUUAGCAUACAAAUUAAAAUGAACACCAAUCAUAAAAUAUAUAAAACAAUGGAUAAACUGAACAAAAGUCAAAAUAAUUUAAUUCUACUAAAAAGCAAGAUUUACCAAUUUCAGAUAAAAAGGGUAAAACAAUUCCAUCAAUGAGAAAAAUUGAAUAAGAAGAUGAAACCUAGAUUGCUAAAUAAAUUGAGGAAAAAUUACAAUAAGUGUAAUCUACUUUGAAUAAAACCAAAUUUGGAAUGUAUGAGAAAAUGAUGGCAGCAUAAUCAGUUUAUGAUAUUGACAUUCAUGUAAUUAUGACUUUUUUAUUAUAAAGGAAUAUAAGUUGACAGAUUUUCCAUUAAGUCAAACUGUAUUUCCAAAAUUGAAUGGGGAAGAUGAAAAAUAAAUCUUUUAAUAAUUGUAGAUUUAAUGAUAUUAUUUUUAGGUAUGCUUGGCAGAAAGAGGUCUAUAAAGCAAUGCCAAUUUUGCAAUAAGUUAAUCGAAAUCUGAAUGUAUUCAAAAUCUAUAUAUAGGUACCUGACGAAGAUGAAGGAGCAGCUUCAUAAUUAGUUAGUAGUAGUGAUGAUGAAAAUUGA